This is a messenger RNA of Neurospora crassa OR74A, 1488 nucleotides long. RefSeq lists its product as hypothetical. The record is from RefSeq and is a predicted model, not a curated record. NCBI's taxonomy places the organism in Eukaryota, Fungi, Ascomycota, Sordariomycetes, Sordariales, Sordariaceae. The transcript is spliced from 2 exons. Bases 142 to 1200 code for a protein of 352 amino acids.
UCGAAUUUCACCCCGCUGGCAUUGCAAACCUUGCUUUUCCCCUCACACUUUCGUUCUCACGAAUAUCCAAAGUUAAGAGCCCGACAAUUUGACGGGGGAAAGUUUUUCUUUGAAUCGAUUUCAUCCCCAGUCUUCAUCAAUAUGAGCUCCUCAAAAGCAAAAGACAAGGCAUCCUCUGCUGAUGUGAGCAAGAAGGGCAAGAAAGACAAGAAGGAGAAGAAAGCUUCCAAGACCGCCAAGGAGGUCACUGCUGCUUCCGAGCCCGCUGAAGUCAUUGCGGAGACCGAGUCGGCCUCCAAGAAGGAGAAGAAGUCCAGGAAAUCGAAAAAUGACAGCAGCAGACAGGAUGGGAAACGUAAGCGUGAGGAGGACAACGACGAUAUGGCAAAGAACAACGAUGAAAAGGCUGCUGGCGACGAGGUGAAGCCCUCCAAGAAACGCAAAUCGGAGGACAAGUCCAAGUCCAAUGACAAGGAUGAGAAGAAGAAGGAGGAGAAGAAGACGAAGGACAAGAAGGACAAGAAGCGGAAGCAUGGUGAUCACCAUAGCGACGAAGAGGAGGAACAGAAGGACGAGCCAGUUGUCAAGGUCGCCAAGAUUGUAACGGGGGAGGGGGCUGAGCCUAACAAGGCUGAGAAGGAAAAGAAAUCUAAGAAGGAUGCCAAGAAAUCCAAGGGCGAGAAGGAGAGCAGCGACAGCAGCGAGAAGAAGCACAAGGAGGAGAAGAAGGAGAAGAAAGAGAAAAAAGAUAAGAAGAGCAAGACUGAUAAGGAGGAGGAGGAGCCCGUUGUUGAGAAGGAAGAGAAGGCUGAGAGCAAGAAGGAGUCCAAGAAGUCAAAGAAGGAAAAGAAGGAAAAGAAAGAAAAGAAGGAGAGGAAGAAGGGAGACGAGACCAAGACUACAGAGGCCAAAGGAUCGACAGCUACUUUGGCCGCUACCACCACCACAAUCCCCAACCCCGCCGCAGUACUCGCAGCCAACUGGAACGUCAACGCGCUCGACGGUGGCGCAUCUCGCCAGUCCAAGAUGAUGAGGUUGCUCGGCGGCAAGAAGCUUGCUGCCGACGGUGCCGCCGCCGCUGCGGCAGCGAAGAAGACGUUCGAUGUCAAUCAAGUGUCUCAGGAGCUUGAGCAGCAGUUCAAGGCUGGCAUUCACCAGAAGUUCGAGACGGGUGGUCAGCGACGCGGCUUGGGUGCAUAAGGCGGGCAGUCGACGAUGAUGAUGCCCUGUUGGGGUGUGGGGGGAUGCUGUUCGCAGCAGCAGCUGCUGACAUUCGUGAGCAUAACUCGAAAAAACUAUAACAAUGAUGGAAGUAAUCACCACGGGACUCGCAAUCAAGACCGAUCCCUUUUGCAGUUGUUGUUGGUUUGCAACAAUGUUUGGCUUUGAAGAGUUCAAGCUAAUUGCUGCUAGCAGAAAAUGGGGGAAAGAAUGCCCUUUGUUCUGUUUCCAUGACCUCCAAAUCAGUUCCCUGGCUCCUUUUUCAUU